CACACGCCCUCUUUCGGCUACACGGCCCGCACACAGCGGGCAAGGCACCACUCACUCCAUCCACGCGCAAGUGUGCAAUCAGGACUCACUCAGUCCUCCGACGAGUGUGGACGCGGAGCCGUGGAGUGAGGAAGCAGCAGCAGCACUGGGGCGACGACAGCCCGCUAUAAAAAGACAAGAAGGACGACCGAGGAGGUUCUUUUUUUUCUUUUCUUAUUAUGAUUAUUUUUUAAGGAUUCAAGCCGUCCAAGUUGUGAGACAAGCGCCGAAGAGUUGAGUUUUGCCAAAGCCGCGGUCGCCAAGGCGCCGUCGACAUGGAUAAAGUUGUCGGUUGGUGGUUCGCCGCCAUCACGCUUCUUCUGCUCUCUGCCCACGGAGAAGUUUUUAAAGGUGAUUGCAACUUUGCGAAGCCGUUGGCAGCUUGCGGCUACAGCCAAGGCAGAGACGACGACCUGGACUGGGAGCAGGUGAACACCAGAGAGAAGCCUUCGUUUGAUCCAUGGAUGCCCUCAGGUGCAGCCUUCAUGAUGGUCAACACCUCUGGACGCUUUUCCGGGCAGAAGGCCUUACUGGUGACCCCCCAGCUACGGGAGAAUGACACCCACUGCGUCAUCUUCCACUACUACAUUGGCGGCCGGGACAACAGCCACCCGGGCCACUUGAACGUCUACAUCAAAGAGAACAACAGCCCCAUGGGAAUGCCUGUGUGGAAUGUGUCCGCCCCAGCGUCUCGCGCCUGGGGUCAGGUGGAGCUAGCCGUCAGCACCUACUGGCCGAACUUCUACCAGAUCGUGUUUGAAGCUGUAACCUCCGGGCAGCGCGGCAUGCUGGCCAUUAAAGAUGUCCUGGUCCAAGGCCACCAGUGCAUGAACACGCCACACUUUCUCACGAUAAAGGGAGUGGAGGUCAACGCUGGGCAGACUGCGUCUUUUCACUGCACUGUCAAUGGACGCAAGCGGGACAGUUUCCGCCUAUGGCUUCAGGGAAUGGGUGGACGGGAGGCCCCAAUGAAGGCUACUAAACCUUGGAAUAACCGCCGCUUCAUUGGCACCUUCGACGUGGAGAACACCACCAAGGGCGACUCGGGCCGCUACCGAUGCAUCGUCCACUCAGACAAAGGGGUCGGCGUGUCUAACUACGGGGAGCUCACCAUCAAGCAGCCUCCAGUGCCCAUCGCGCCGCCCCAGCUGACCGCUGUGGGUGCCACUUACCUGUGGAUCCAGCUCAAUGCCAACUCUAUCAACGGUGACGGACCCAUCGUGGACCGGGAGGUGGAGUACCGUACGGUGUCAGGCACCAUGUACGACCUGCAGCCCGUUGACAAGACCAUGCACAAGAUUGGACAUCUGGACCCCGACACCGAGUAUGAGAUCAGCGUGCUGCUCACCAGGCCUCUGGAGGGUGGCACCGGUGCGCCUGGCCCACCGCUGAGGGCCCGAACUAGAUGUGCCGAGCCCAUGCACGGGCCACGGCGUCUGGAGGUGCUGGAUGUACAGUCCAAGCAGGUGACGGUGCGCUGGGAGCCGCUGGGCUACAACGUGACGCGCUGCCACAGCUACAACCUGACGGCGCAGUACCGCUCGCGGGUGGGCGGAAAGGACCAGACCCGCGAGGAGGUGUGCUACGAGGCGCAGGGCCGCGACCCGCAGCACACCAUCCACAACCUGACGCCCUACACCAACCUCAGUGUCAAGCUGGUGCUGCGCAACCCUGAGGGCGUCAAGGAAAGUGCCGAGUUGGAGGUGCAGACGGAUGAAGACGUGCCCGGCGCUGUCCCGCUGGUGUCCAUCCAGGGCAGCGCCUACGAGGAGAAGAUUGUGGUCACGUGGCGAGAGCCGGCGCAGACCUACGGCAUCAUCACGCAAUAUGAGAUCUCCUACAAGGCGGUGAGCUCCUUCGACCCCGAGCUGGACCUCUCCAACCAGAGCGGCAAAGUGGCCAAGGCAGGCAACGAGACCGCCCACGCGUUUGCGGGCCUCCACCCGGGAUCCACGUACUCCUUCACCCUGCGCGCCAGCACGGCCAAAGGCUACGGCCCCCCCGUGAUCACCCAGUUCACCACCAAGAUCUCAGCUCCGUCCAUGCCGGCGUACGACCAGGACACGUCACUGAACCAGACGGACAGCACGGUGACGGUCCUGCUGAAGCCCGCCCAGAGCAGGGGCGCUCCAGUAAGCGCCUACCAGGUGGUGGUGGAGGAGGAGCGUCCGAGACGGGCGCGGGGCACGGCCGAGAUCCUGCGCUGCUACCCGGUGCCCAUCCAAUUCCAGAACGCUACCCAGCUCAACUCGCAGUACUACUUCGCCGCCCAGUUCUCCGCCGGUGGUAUCCACGUGCCGCAACCUUUCACCGUGGGCGACAACAAGACCUACAGUGGAUACUGGAAUGCACCGCUGCUGCCCCAGAAGAGCUACAGCGUCUACUACCAAGCUGUCAGCACCGCAAACGGGGAAACCAAGAUCGACUGUGUCCGAGUCGCCACCAAAGCCGCCAUCCUUGUGACUCAGCUCACAACACCGUACAUCCGCAUUGCCCCGGCGGCAGGUGACCACCAGCUGACAGGUGCUGCCACCCACAAACCCGACGCCGUGGAGCCAGAGAAGCAGACGGACCAUACGGUGAAGAUCGCCGGGGUCAUCGCCGGCAUCCUGCUCUUCGUCAUCAUCUUUCUCGGCGUGGUGCUCCUCAUGAAAAAAAGAAGAACCUAUCACUCCUACACUUACUACCUGAAACUGGCCAAGAAGCGCAAAGAGACGCUGAACAGCACCCGUCAGGAGAUGACCGUGAUGGUGAACUCAAUGGACAAGAGCUACACGGAGCAGGGCACCAACUGCGACGAGGCGCUCUCCUUCAUGGAUCCGCACAGCCACACCCUCAACGCGCGCAGCGAGUGUGCGCUCACUACCGUCAACACGCAUAGCGAGUGCGCGCUCACCCUUAACACGCGUAGCGAGUGCGCACUCACCCUCAACGGCCGAGCCGGAUCGUCGCCCUCCUCCUUCACUCUGCCCAAAGCCAACACCCUCAGCACCUCCAUCCCGACAAGCGCCUUUUACCCAGACGCGUUUGUGCCGACCGCCAUCUUAGUGCCCAUUAAUGCAGACGAGAGUCAGAACAUGGGCAGCGACACCAGCAGCCUGGUGCAGUCGCACUCGCUGAGGAAACGCGAGGCAGUAGACGUGCCGUACCAGAGCGGCCAGCUGCACCCGGCCAUCCGCGUGGCCGACCUGCUGCAGCACAUCACGCAGAUGAAGUGCGCCGAGGGCUACGGCUUCAAGGAGGAGUACGAGCGUUUCUUCGAGGGACAGUCGGCGCCGUGGGACUCGGCCAAGAAGGACGAGAACCGCAUGAAGAACCGAUACGGGAACAUUAUUGCAUAUGAUCACUCGCGUGUCAGGCUGCAGGCCCUGGAGGGCGAACAGAGCUCCGAUUACAUUAAUGCAAAUUACGUUGAUGGUUACCACAGGCCAAAUCACUACAUCGCCACUCAAGGCCCCAUGCAGGAGACGGUGUUGGACUUUUGGCGGAUGGUGUGGCAGGAGAACACGGCGGCCAUCGUCAUGGUGACCAACUUAGUCGAAGUAGGCCGGGUUAAGUGUUGUAAAUACUGGCCAGACGACACGGAGAUCUACAGAGACAUCAAGGUGACGCUCAUCGAAACCGAACUCCUCUCCGAGUACGUCAUCCGGACCUUCGCCGUGGAGAAACGAUGCGCUCACGAGAUCAGAGAGAUCCGUCAGUUCCAUUUCACGGGCUGGCCGGAUCACGGCGUGCCCUACCACUCCACGGGGCUGCUGGGCUUCAUCCGCCGUGUCAAGUCCAAGACCUUAAGCAACGCCGGGCCCAUGGUGGUGCACUGCAGCGCCGGCGCCGGCCGGACGGGCUGCUUCAUCGUCAUUGACAUCAUGCUGGACAUGGCGGAGCGCGAAGGCGUGGUGGACAUCUACAACUGUGUCCGGGAGCUUCGAUCGCGCCGCGUUAACAUGGUCCAGACUGAGGAGCAGUACGUCUUCAUCCACGACGCCAUCUUGGAGGCGUGCCUGUGCGGCGACACCACCAUCCCUGCCGGACAGUUCCGCUCCGUCUACUACGACAUGAACCGCCUCGACCCGCAGACUAACUCCAGCCCCAUCAAGGAGGAGUUCAGGACGCUGAACAUGGUGACACCCACGCUGAGGGUGGAGGACUGCAGCAUCGCGCUGCUUCCCAGGAACCAUGAGAAGAACCGCUGCAUGGACGUGCUGCCGCCCGACCGCUGCCUGCCCUUCCUCAUCACCAUCGACGGCGAGAGCUCCAACUACAUCAACGCCGCCCUCAUGGACAGUUACAAGCAGCCGUCGGCGUUCAUCGUGACGCAGCAUCCCCUGCCCAACACAGUCAAGGACUUCUGGAGGCUGGUGCUGGACUACCACUGCACCUCCAUCGUUAUGCUCAACGACGUCGACCCUGCCCAGUUGUGCCCACAGUAUUGGCCUGAAAACGGCGUCCACCGUCACGGUCCCAUCCAGGUGGAGUUUGUGUCCGCCGACCUGGAAGAGGACAUCAUCAGCAGAAUAUUCCGCAUCUACAACGCAGCACGGCCCCAGGACGGCUACCGCAUGGUGCAGCAGUUCCAGUUCCUGGGCUGGCCAAUGUACCGAGACACGCCCAUGUCAAAGCGCUCCUUCCUCAAGCUCAUCCGCCAGGUGGAAAAGUGGCAGGACGAGUACGACGGCGGCGAGGGACGCACCGUGGUCCACUGUUUGAACGGUGGCGGGCGCAGCGGGACCUUCUGCGCCAUCAGCAUCGUGUGCGAGAUGCUGCAGCACCAGCGCGCCGUCGACGUCUUUCACGCUGUCAAGACGCUGAGGAACAACAAGCCUAACAUGGUGGACCUGCUGGAGCAGUACAAGUUCUGCUACGAAGUGGCUCUGGAAUACUUGAAUUCCGGCUAACUCCUAAAACCGAGCGAGAGACUCCAAAGACUUUGACGACGUGUCCGACGUGCCAAGUGUGUUGUUCGGUAGCGUGCCAACACACACACACACACACACACGCACACACAGUUCUGCUCCUCAAUACCCUCAACGACCUGCGCUUGUUGCCUUGAUCCCGACCGGACAACGAGCGCCGCACAUUUAUGGAAUGGGAACGUGUUGUUCCGCGUGUACAUAAUGAAAUGGCUUCCUUUUCUUCUUCUUGUUUUUUUCUUUUUUAAGAUCCGCUGGUGAUGAAUUCAUUACAACGUCAAAAAAAAUGUCUCAAAAAAAAAAAAAAAAAAAAAAAAAGUGGCUGGAUGUUGCUGUGAUCGCGACCCGUGUACGUCUGCUUCUUUUCUUUGAGUGGGGGACCCAAAGUUACUCUCUUCGUGUGCAUAUUGUACAAAUUAAUGUAGAUUAUUUAUUAUUUCUCGACUUUUUUUGUGACUGGCAGUGAGUGACAAUCAUAUGUUUACAUAGUUUUUGGUUUAUGGACCGUAUCGUGUGUGUUUUCCUUUGGUCCUUCUGUAGGACGGCUUGUAAAGAGAAAAGCAAUUCUAUA
Phycodurus eques (leafy seadragon) is the source of this 5520-nucleotide messenger RNA. Its product is annotated as receptor-type tyrosine-protein phosphatase mu-like. Bases 315 to 4934 code for a protein of 1539 amino acids. Lineage: Eukaryota; Metazoa; Chordata; Actinopteri; Syngnathiformes; Syngnathidae. Gene Ontology annotation, molecular function: protein binding; protein tyrosine phosphatase activity. Gene Ontology annotation, cellular component: membrane. The record is from RefSeq and is a predicted model, not a curated record. Gene Ontology annotation, biological process: protein dephosphorylation. The transcript is spliced from 35 exons.